Messenger RNA from Saccostrea echinata, 1597 nucleotides. RefSeq lists its product as uncharacterized. Gene Ontology annotation, biological process: protein ubiquitination. Gene Ontology annotation, molecular function: ubiquitin protein ligase activity. Bases 323 to 922 code for a protein of 199 amino acids. NCBI's taxonomy places the organism in Eukaryota, Metazoa, Mollusca, Bivalvia, Ostreida, Ostreidae. The transcript is spliced from 6 exons. The record is from RefSeq and is a predicted model, not a curated record.
CUAAUUAAUAAAUUAACAUCGUCUGACAUGCCCUGUGACUAAUUUCUAUACGGCAGUAAAGUAUUUUAUUUAAUAUUCCUAAUCACAAAACGUGCAUUUGUCAAAUAUGACUAGUAAUAUAGGUGCAUCUAAUAUAUUUCUAUAGCACAAAAAUAGCGCGGUAUAAAACGAAAAGUCACAGCAAUUCAUGACAGCGACAUCAUUCACACUCUGUGCACCUGUUAAAUACCUGUCAUUUUCUUUUCUUGACUACAGUAAAAUAUAAAAAUGGAGCUCUGGACAUAUCUUAGAGCAUGAAGAGCGCCAUGAAGUGAAGUUGAAGAUGGCGGACAAAAGCCGAUACAAAGUGGUUGCGUGCGCAUUUUGGAUAAUUGCUGCUGGAACCAUAGUGUGCACGGCUUUAUUUACAUCGGUCUGUCUGAUUGGAAUAAGCGGAUGUUGUUCGAGCGGUGCCUGUGGUAUAUUGGAGACCAUCACUAUCAGUCUGGUUAUUGUUACUCUCAUGAUGACAUUCUUUCAUUGCUACAGACAAAAGAUUAAACAUGCAGAAUCCCCUAGUUUUUAUGUGGAAACAAUGAACCUUUCGUCCGAUACGAACAUAAAUACACGAUACACACCACUUCCGGUCAAUAUUGUUACACAGGUAGAGGAGUAUAGAGAAGACUUACUCAAAGCUGUACCGGAAACGGAUAUACCAGAAGAGUUUGAGUGUGCAAUUUGUAACGACAGUAGUACUGGCAACGUCUCAAGACUUUCUUGUGAUCACUUUUUCCACAAGGCCUGUGUACUACAGUGGUUUAUAUCAAACUCCCAGCACACCUGUCCGAUCUGUCGGAGUUCUCAGAUCCCCUCCAAUCACCUGUUGAUAAUAACCGUCCUACCCAGUCUGAGUUCUCGACCAUCAAGAACUUCACAAUUAUAAAGUUUACGGAAGAUGAGGUUUACGAAUUAAAUCUUCUACAAAAAAGAUUCUUCAAAGAGUGAAUUAUCUGAAUUGUGUAUACUCUCAGCUCUGGAGGAAAGAUUACGAUGAACCAGGAAACAGCAAAUCUGAACAACAUAUUAAGCAGAGUGAGACAAUUCAAGAAGUGCUAAUAACUCUUUACAUAGAGCUAUACUUAGACUUCCCGAGUGUGCUGAAAGAUACAUGUAUAUACAGCUAAACUUAAAAGUGGCAUACAAUUAGAUUGUCACGCAGAAAUACGUUAAUGCUUGUUUAACGUCUACACCAUAAAGCACAAACUGGAGAUUCAGUCGACAAUUCAAACAGUGUAAACUGUUGGGAAACAUCAGGCACUGAACAUUAUCAAAAUAGACUAUCAGAUACAAAACAUAAGUCGGCAUUCAAAAUCAUGUAUUUAUAGUUGAUGGUACCCCAAAUUAUCAAUUUAAUUUGGUACUGUCAUCUAUUUCUUUAAUAGGGCAUAGCUUGAUAGUGCGAUAUACGUACAUGUAGCUAAAUCAAUUGGUCUUUCAAAUGGAAAUUUUGAUAAUAAUUUUGAGAAAAAAUUGCUACUUUUGCUUAUAUUUAUGCAAAUUGUCAAUUAUUUAUGGGAAAUUCAUAUAUUUGUACUCAAAUAAUAGUGAAUAUAUGCUA